Brenthis ino (lesser marbled fritillary) is the source of this 807-nucleotide messenger RNA. Lineage: Eukaryota; Metazoa; Arthropoda; Insecta; Lepidoptera; Nymphalidae. The record is from the annotation of a GenBank genome assembly.
AUGGGUACUAGUAUGUAUGCGUCCGUGCAUACGUCGCCAGAAAAUAACAUUUCAAAGUCUAACGUUCAACGAACUGACUAUUCAGUUGAAAGCCAACAAGAAAUCUUAAGAAAAAGACGUCGUACUAAGGAUGUUGAAAAAUAUUGUGCUUGGGGCAAAAAAAUUGAACAAUUCUUGCUUUCAGAUGAACCAAAUUUAGAUCUGGGUAUUGAGAAACCUGUUGUUGAAAAUGAAGAAUUCUCAAUAUUUUAUAAGGCAUCACUAAGAAAUCUUGAAUUAUUGUAUGGAGCACAAAUUGAUGGAUUAUUGACCUCUAUGUCAACAUGUAAAGUCCCCACUACCAAAGAUUAUGAUACUAAUAUAAGUAAUUUGGAAAGUAAUAAUUUUGUGGAACUUAAAACAAAUAGAGAAAUAUUUAAUUAUAAACAAGAAAGAAAUUUUAAGCGCUAUAAAUUAUUAAAGUGUUGGUGUCAGUGCUACUUAGCUAAUUUAAAAGGAUUAUAUGUAGGCUAUCGGAAUAGUCUAGGCAUAGUCCAAAGACUGCAAUGGUUUAACACUGAAGAUAUAUCCACAUACUGUAAGAAUGAAUGGAAUCCUCAAGUGGCUAUAAAUUAUUUACAUUAUUUUUUAAUUCAAAUUAAAAAUGGCUUUAAAGUAUACAAACAAAAAGAACCAAUAACUCUUAGGUUUUACCUGAAUUUAGAUGGUAAAAUAACAGUUUCUCACUUUGGUUCGGCUAUACCCGCGGCUGCUUGGGAACGAGACGCCGAAGAAGAAGACGGUCAUGUAGUUGAGUGGACACGGAAC